Molecule: messenger RNA, 795 nt
Organism: Saitoella complicata NRRL Y-17804
Lineage: Eukaryota; Fungi; Ascomycota; Saitoellomycetes; Saitoellales; Saitoellaceae
Exons: 1
Source: RefSeq, a predicted model, not a curated record
GCCCUUGACGAGAACACCCACCUGGUCUGCUCAACCUGCGGUUCCCAACAUACAGAAACAGAUGCCACUCAACUCGGCGACUGCAAGAUCUGUUCUGAUCCACGACAAUACCUACCUCCCGACGGCCAGAAAUGGACUUCUCUCCAGCAAUUGCACGAAGAGGAAUACGAGAACGAGUUUACACCCCUUCUCCCUCCCGGAUCGGAUGAAAUCCUCUUAGAGGAUGCCUCCAUGAUCUCAAUUACGACCACCCCCCACUUUGCCAUUAGCCAACGGGCAAUCCUCCUCCGCACGCCCCAUGGCAAUGUCCUCUGGGAUUGUCUAUCCCACCUUGACGUCUCGACCAUAACCCAAAUCACCGCUCUGGGGGGCAUUAGGGCGAUAUGCAUCUCGCACCCACAUUUCUAUGGCUCAUGUGUGGAGUGGGCGAAAGCCUUUGAAUGUCCAGUCGUGGUGGCGGCCGAGGACGCAGAGUGGUUGCAGAGACCAGAUAAAGCGAUUCAACCCCUACCUGAAGGACAGGCCGAACAAGAAAUUCUCCCCGGGGUCCGAUUCAUCAAAGUCGGCGGGCACUUUCCCGGUUCCGCAAUCCUCCACCUCGCACCCGACCUCUUCCAUGAGGGUUCGCCAUCGAGUAUUCUCGUCGCAGACUCAAUCGGCAUAGUCCCAAACUUAACUCACCCUUUCACCUUCCUCUGGUCCUAUCCCAAUAUGAUCCCCCUUCACCCUGAUCAGGUUCACAAGAUCUGGAUGGCGGUUGCGGGGUUGGAGUUCGAGAAUGUGCAUGGCGGGUGG